Messenger RNA from Gymnogyps californianus (California condor), 2682 nucleotides. RefSeq names its product caspase recruitment domain family member 8 (gene CARD8). The record is from RefSeq and is a predicted model, not a curated record. Gene Ontology annotation, biological process: regulation of apoptotic process. The transcript has 11 exons. The coding region runs from base 97 to 1329 and encodes 410 amino acids. Gene Ontology annotation, cellular component: canonical inflammasome complex. Lineage: Eukaryota; Metazoa; Chordata; Aves; Accipitriformes; Cathartidae.
GCGGAGCAGAAGCCUGCGGCCGAUAGCCCCGUGUGAGCUGGCAGUGAAGCUGUCAAAACUAAAUUUUCAGUCGCGGACUUAGUCAUAGGGGAGCUGAUGGAAGUCCCUCACAAAUCUCUGACAGACGAGGACUCGGUGAGCGCAGAGAAGAGCUGUCACUGGCUGAACCUGGGCUCAGCACCGCAGGGAAAUUGCCGGCGCUGCAUGGGGGAGGAUCUUCCAGUAGUGAUGCCGGAGAUAACCCAAGACUUUUUGAAGUACCGCACCAUGUACCGAGCUCACCUCCCUGGUGCAGGCAUCUUCCAGUGCUCCAUCACAGGCCUCAGCUUCGAGGUGAAGUCACCAGUGACCAUCACCUACAGAUAUGCCACCUGGACCAGGCACCUGAGCAAGGCUGACCAGGAAAUAUGGGUGCCCGCCGGACCCCUCUUCCACAUCAAUGUGCAGCCUGGGGUCGUGCAGGCGGUGCGUCUCCCCCACUUCAUCUGCCUGGCAGAAGACGUAAAUACCAGUCUGUGCUCCAUUGCCCAUUUUAAAUCUGGGAAGAUGACCCUGGAGAGACCGACCAGAGUGAUCACUUUCUCUGCUGUCCUGGAGAAUCCCAGCUUCUCACUGCUUGGGGUGCUUUGGAGGAGGAUACGUUCAACCUUAAGUUCAUUCCCUAUGCACUCCUUGGUGCUGAUCUUCCAGCAGCUCAGUGCUGCAAAUACAACUCUUCACCUCUACCUGAUCCCAGAUGACAACUCUGUGAAGCAGGCCGUUGAAAAACAAGAAAUGAAUUGGCAUUCAAAGCUUAUUCCCAAGCCUCCUCCAUUCAACCCUCUGUUCUUCGGCUGCAUUUACCGGGUGACCAGUACAAAUCCCGUGGUGAUAACACCUGAAGCACAGUUGCCGUUUUACUACAAGAGUCCGAAGGAACAGCAGCUCUUUGUCGAGAUCUACAUCAGAAACAUGGCAGAGGAAAUCGAGCUCUGUAUGACAGACACACGCAAUGACACCGUGAUCUGGAGGGCGUCAGUGAGAUCAGGUGAUAUUAGUCUUCCUGACCGUGUCUCCAAGACCUUGUCAGCCGCAGCCUUCAUGAGGAAGCACAAGACCGAGCUUUGCUCCAGGAUGAGGCAGCUUUCCACCAUCCUGCUAUACUUACGGAAUGCAAACGUCAUCAACAGCGAUGAAGAAGAGGAGGUGCAAGGUCAAGAUACGAGUCAAAGGAAGAACCGAAUUUUGCUGGAGCUAGCUGAGAAGAAAGGGCUGAAGGCCCAGGAACAGCUCUACCGGAUCCUCCAGAUCAAAGACCCGUACCUCAUCGCAGACCUGCAGUCCAGCUAGGCCUGGGAAAGCAGACUGCUUUUCCUCCCAUUGCUCAGCUUACGGGAGCAACGGAAGGGCAGUCUGGUUUACCAGCACCUGAGUCCUGACAUUUCAAUGCAAAAUCCAUGGUGCAAAGCAGCAAUAAGCCUUCUGAACUGCCCGGUCUCAGGCCUGCCUUGCUUGGCUGACUUGGUUGCCAGCAGUGGAUGACCAGUGUCACACUGGCCACUGGUGAGAACCUGCUGGAACAAGAGACAUUGGUUCCCAAUCCAGUGCCAAAACCUCGGACCUGUCUGCCUCCCUGAGACAGGGCCUCUGCCUCUCCAGAAGCUGCAGGCAGCUGCUAGCAGAGGAGCUCCCAUCACAACAGGUACCUCCAGCUCAGCCUCCCCGUCCUCAGUGUCCAUGGGCUCCUCUCACGGCUGGAGGAGGGGAGCUGCUUGACCACGCAGAGCUCUCUGCAGAGGUUUGUUCUCAUGCACAAGCCACAGCAAGCCAUAGAUGUUGAUGCGAACCCAUAUCAACGUCAAACCUUCCCCUCGUUUCCCUCCAGCCUAGUUUACCCAAAUGACCAAAAUUCACUGAAGGAGCAAACAAGCAUCCUGACCCCCACAGCAGCCAUGUGAAGGAGCCCCUCCCAAAGAAGCCACAAAAAAUAGCAAAGAUAAGAGAUACAGGUUCAUGCAUCUUCAGGGAAAGUCUGACUCAAUAGCAGCUGCUUUACGUUCAAAAAAAAGCCAGCAGAUUAUUUUUUAAUUACAUUCUUUGCAUCCAUAAAGUCAGUUCCUUUCUGGAUCAUGUGGAUGCCUUCACUGAUGGCAUCCUCCUGCGGUUCAACACACCAGUCAGGGCAGGAGCAGUCUGCUCUGGUGUCCAGUAUCUAAGAAGAGGUUUUUUUGGAUCAAGCUCAGGUGAAAUUCAGACUUGCCUAAGUGCUUCAAAGGAGCUUCCAGGGAGUGUCGAGUGAAAUGAUCCCCACCACACGCUCCAUGGCUUUGUGGGGUGGAAAUGAGACUGCUGCCUUAAGUAUUGCUUCAGAAAGUAUUAUAUUUAUUCCUUCUCUUGAACGCCUGGAGAGCACAUCGCUGCUGAAACAUGCUAGAGUGUGUCUCUGCUCCAUUAAGGGUUGGGGACCUUCAAUGCAACCAGGGAUAAUACGAAAAGGAGGAAGCUGGGAACAAGACCACGCAGGGACGCAGACCUGACCGCCAGAUGACAAGGGAGGCAGCGAAGGGGACCAGACAUCGCCGCUCACGCUAAUUCGUGGGCUAUCCAGAAGCCACACUGGGGCUGGCCCUUCCAGGAGGAUCAGCCUGGGCUUUGCAGGUGCUGAGCGUGUGAACCAGGGGGACCCCACACACGGGCUGGGGG